Leishmania mexicana MHOM/GT/2001/U1103 is the source of this 1476-nucleotide messenger RNA. RefSeq lists its product as hypothetical. Bases 1 to 1476 code for a protein of 491 amino acids. Lineage: Eukaryota; Euglenozoa; Kinetoplastea; Trypanosomatida; Trypanosomatidae. The record is from RefSeq and is a predicted model, not a curated record. The transcript has a single exon.
AUGUUCUGCGCCGUAAAGCACCUGCGAGCGCCACUCGCGACUUUGAAACCAGUGCUUGCCGACUCGGUCGCAACGCAGAAUGUGAUCCGUCGGAUGAUUGGUGUAACAACAGCUCGUAAGGUGAACGCGAGCGCGAUCAACAGCAUUGCGGAGAAGACGAAGGGCGAGGGGCUGGCAGGGACAACUGCAAUAGUGGCGCGCGCGCACCUUUACCUGCUGUCACGGAAUCCCACAGACGCCAUUGCAGAAAUCGACGCUGUCCUGCCGAAGGUGCAAGAUGAGGCGCUGAAGCGGUUUGCGACUGGCAUCCGCCUACGCUCGCACAACGAACUGCUGGACAUGAAGGAGGCGGCACUAGGGGUUUCAGGCGGCGCUACAGAGGCGGAGGUGUCGGCCCUACGCUCCAAGUUGCAGAGAGAUUACAAGGAGCUGGUUGCAAGCUCUCCUGGGUGCUGGCUCGUGGAGCUGGCUGCUGCCGAGUACAGCCUUUACACCGGCGCGAGCGAGGAGGCUUACAACCACUUUACCUCAAUCGAAAAGAAAAUCCAGGAGUACAUCAAAUCCCCCAUCCACGUGUCGGAGCUGGUAGCUACCACCGACAACACGAACGAGUUCUCCCUGGUUGGUUUUCAGAUGCGACGUGCUCGCCCUGGGGUGAAGCCGGAGGGCGUCAGCGCCACGGUGGCUGAGGGGAUGAUGAACGUGAUGGCCGAUCCUGCUGCCGCGAAAGCUCUGCAACAAGCAAAAAAAGCCCUUGGUGGGCAGGUGACGGAUGAGGAGGCGCUAGAGCUGGCGGUCACACUGCAGGAAGCCAACGUGGGCCACCACUUCCACGAUUUUUUCCCCACAACCGAAGACCACUACGAUAAAUGGACGUCCGAGGCUGCACAAUCUGCGCAGCAGCUGAUUCAGGAAGCAUUGACACCUCACAAUGCGGGUCUCAAGCCGGAGGCCAUAGACCGGAUUCGUGCUUCGGUGCCCAGCAAGGCUUUUUACGACUCGGAGGAGAAGCUGCAUGCGCUGCUGAAGUCGGCACCGAAGGAUAAGAGUAUCAUUGCUUCCAUUCGCGAGACGUUUGGGCCCGGCCCAAGUACGCCGAUCAGCUCAUCGGAUCAGGCGGUUGCCGACGCCGUGGAAUCUGUGCACCUGGCGGUCGUCUCGUCGGACACGGCUGGAGCGACGGACUACGCAAAGCGCGGAAAAGAGAUCGCUAAGGCUCUAGCGAGGCAGUUGCUCUACCGCACACAGGUUCAGAAGUGUGUUGCACUGACAGAGAUGAACCGCCUGCAGGAGGCCGUGGAGGCUGUCACUCCAGUGAUCGAUGCGAACGAGUACAUUUACAUGUGGCGCGCACUCUUAGCUCGAAGCCGUGCCUUCAAGGGUCUCGGGCUCAUCACCAAAGCCGACAAGGACCUGAAGGAGCUGAACCGCCUCAAGCACAGCCUCACAGAGCGCACCCCAUAUGAAAAGAACUAG